CAUGUUGAAUCUCUCUUCCUUUUGAUUUCAGGAAGAUCCAGAUUAUUGCUAAGAGAUGUCGUUAACUGCCAGUACCACCAUGAGUGCGACUACUUUGCCAAUAGUGAGAGCAGGGGAUCAAUGCCGGAAGCAAUUCAAGCCAAUACCAUCAGUUCCUGCUGGCCUCCAUCCGCUUGGCAUGCAGUCUCAACUCAUUAACAAUAGAAGACGAUUGAUAUGUCCUGUUCAACAAAAGCGUGCUUCAAUUAUAUGUUCUUCUGCUCUGAAUGCGAGAUGUGCUGAAGGACAGACACAGACGGUUACACGGGAAUCAUCAACCAUUACAGUUGCACCAGUUCAAGGAAAGGAGAAAUCUCCUGACCUGGAUGAUGGUGGGACUGGGUUCCCCCCUCGUGAUGAUGAUGGAGGUGGAGGUGGAGGUGGGGGUGGCGGAGGCAAUUGGAAAGGUGGGUUCUUCUUUUUCGGAUUUCUUGCUUUCCUAGGCCUCUUGAAAGACCAGGAGGAUGAAGGACCCUAUCGGGACCAACGCAGAAGAUGAAGAACCACCAUAAACAUAUCAACAUAGAAAUCAAAGAGGUUUGGAAGCCCAAGAGUCGUAAUGGUCUUCCC
Messenger RNA from Solanum verrucosum, 609 nucleotides. Its product is annotated as protein YELLOW LEAF 1, choloroplastic-like. Lineage: Eukaryota; Viridiplantae; Streptophyta; Magnoliopsida; Solanales; Solanaceae. The transcript is spliced from 4 exons. Gene Ontology annotation, cellular component: chloroplast. Gene Ontology annotation, biological process: chloroplast organization; thylakoid membrane organization. The record is from RefSeq and is a predicted model, not a curated record. Bases 56 to 538 code for a protein of 160 amino acids.